Molecule: messenger RNA, 1056 nt
Organism: Euleptes europaea (tarantolino)
Lineage: Eukaryota; Metazoa; Chordata; Lepidosauria; Squamata; Sphaerodactylidae
Product: olfactory receptor 6J1-like
Exons: 1
Coding region: 1-1056 (351 amino acids)
Biological process (GO): G protein-coupled receptor signaling pathway
Cellular component (GO): membrane
Molecular function (GO): olfactory receptor activity; G protein-coupled receptor activity
Source: RefSeq, a predicted model, not a curated record
AUGGAGAACCAGAGCUUGUCCGAAUUUAUCCUGAUGGGCUUUUCGGUUGGCCGUCAAGCCGAGAUCCUUCUUGCAGUCCUCUUCCUGGCUAUAUACAUUACAUCCCUGGCGGGCAACAUGGCUGUCCUCUUAAUUGUAUUGGCAGACAGUCGGCUCCACACCCCCAUGUACUUUUUUCUCGGCAAUGUCUCCAUGCUAGACAUCCUCUUCACUUCUGUUAUUAGCCCUCAACUGAUAUGGAACCUCUUUUCUAAUGACAAAUCUAUCUCUUUUGCCGGCUGCAUGGCCCAAUCCUAUUUCUACUUCUUUCUGGGCACGGUGGAGUUCCUCCUUUUGACGUCCAUGUCCUAUGACCGCUAUGCUGCUGUAUGCAGGCCUCUCCAGUACCAUGCCAUUAUCAAUGGCCGGGUGUGCAUUCAGAUGCUGUUGGGUAGCUGGUUGGGUGGGUUCCUCUCUGUCCUUUGUCCCACCAUCAUGAUCACCAGGUUAUCGUACUGCAAGUCCAAUGUCAUCAACCAUUUCUUCUGUGACAGUGGCCCCCUGUUGGAUCUAUCCUGCUCGGACACCCGUUUCAUAGAACUGAUGGACUUCCUGCUGUCCUCUCUCGUUGUCCUCUGCUCGUUGAUCUUGACAUUGGUUUCCUACAUGUACAUCAUCUCAGCAAUAAUGCGCAUCUCCACCACCACUGGCCGGUCAAAAGCCUUCAACACCUGCGCUACUCAUCUGACCAUCAUCUCCAUCACCUGCAGCAUCACCAUCUUCAUCUAUGUCACACCAUCCCAGAAGGAGACACUAGAGGUCCACAAGGUACCUGCUGUUCUGACCACCAUUGUCUGCCCCUUCCUGAAUCCUUUUAUCUUCACAUUGAAAAAUGAUAGUGUGAAGCAGGCACUAAGGGAAGCAUUAAAGUGGAACAAAGAACUGAUUGCUCAAAAAACCAUGGGGUUCAGGAGAAAGAAUGCCAAUUUUAAUGAAAGGGGGUGGUGUAGAAGAGUAAGGAAAGGCUUUAGAAAAUACAAUAAAGUAGAAGGUAUCACCUUGCUUGUUGUUCCUUGA